Ostertagia ostertagi is the source of this 180-nucleotide messenger RNA. The record is from the annotation of a GenBank genome assembly. Lineage: Eukaryota; Metazoa; Nematoda; Chromadorea; Rhabditida; Trichostrongylidae.
AUGGCAAACCGGUCCGCUCCUGCUCCUCGCGCUGGUGGCGCGAAUAAAACCUGCCAGUUCAAGCUUGUGCUGUUGGGCGAAAGCGCUGUUGGAAAAUCAUCAUUAGUCUUGCGUUUUGUCAAAGGACAGUUCCACGAAUAUCAAGAGUCAACAAUCGGUGCAGCCUUCCUGACUCAAACG